AUGGCGAAGUCGAGAUCAAAACCCACGUACAGGGAGCUCAUCCCACGCGGCCUCGAGGAGGAGAUGGCUGUCCCACUUGCGAUCUGCCGCUCCCGGGAGGAGACAUGUGCCCGACGGCGCUCGGACUCCUUCCGCCAGGAAUCCAUUGCGUCUGACCAGGGUUUGGUCCUAGCUUGUCCAUGUCUUCGCGAGGUGGAGGCGGCCGGCGCGGCGGCCACGGCCGCGGCGACCAGUCGUCCGGAGCGCACGAAGGUGGCCGCGGUCGGGGCGGUGGCGGCCGAGGGAGGGGCCGAGGGGAGGAGGCCGGGGGCGAGCGCGGCCGCGGAGGACACGGCCACGCGCCGCGCGGUCGCUCCGGAGAGCAGGAGCCACAUGGAGGACGCGGCGGGGACGGCCGAGGGAGGGGCCGAGGCGGUGAGCGCGGUGGCCAUCGGGACGACGCGGCGAGAGGCCGAGCAAGUGGCGGCCCCGACGGCGGCGGUGGAGGUGCUGGGUGCCGAGGUCGAGCGGAAGAUGGUGCUCUCUAAGGCCGCAGGCGAGCGGCCGUCGUCGUCGUCCUCCGCUCCGGUGACGGCGAAGGAGCAGCGGAGGGUCGUCAUGGAGCCUCCGGUGCCGGCGGCGCCGGCCAAUCUGCCGCCGGUGUCGACCAAGGCGGAGAAGUUCCCGGCGCGGCCGGGGUUCGGGACCAUCGGGCGGAGGUGCCGCGUCCGCGCCAACCAUUUCCUCGUGCAGGUCGCCGACAAGGAGAUCUACCAUUACGAUGUGACAAUUGAUCCGGAAACGAGGUCUCGCGGUUGGAACAGAUCAAUAAUCAACGAACUCAUAAAAUUGUACAAGGAACACUUGGACGGUAGGCUGCCUGUUUAUGAUGGAAGGAAGAGCCUGUAUACCGCUGGUGCACUGCCGUUCAAGAACAAAGUGUUUGUCGUCAAACUUGCUAAUGCCGCCAAAGGGAAUAAACGCGAGGAGGAAUACAAGGUGACCGUAAAGCUUGCUUCAAAUCUGGAUAUGUACAGCCUCCGGCAGUUUUUGGCUGGUAGAAGCAGGGAGCUUCCACAGGACACUAUCCAAGCUCUCGACAUCGCCCUAAGGGAGUGCCCCACAACAAAGUAUGUAUCGAUCUUUAGAUCGUUCUUCUAUCAGUCAUUUGGACAUGGUGGCGCAAUUGGCAACGGUGUUGAAUGCUGGAGGGGUUAUUACCAAAGCCUUCGCCCCACACAGAUGGGUUUGUCACUAAAUAUUGGUACGGCUGUGCCUAAAUGUGUUCUUUUGAAGAAAGCCCUUAGAGGUGUCCGGGUUGAGGCCACUCAUCGGACGGAUAAAACCAUACGCUACAAGAUCACUAGCGUAUCCUCAGCUCCAUUGAAGGAAUUAAUGUUUGAUCAAGAUGGUGUGCGCGUAUCAGUAGUCCAGCACUUUAAGAAGCAAUACAAUUACACUUUGAAAUAUACCAAUUGGCCAUGCCUUCAGGCUGGCAGUGACAGCAGACCGAUCUAUUUGCCUAUGGAGGUUUGCAGCAUUGUUGGAGGACAAAGGUAUUCUCGGAAGUUGAAUGAACGCCAAGUUUCAAGCAUACGAAAGAUGGCAUGUGAAAGACCAGCUCAAUGGGAGAGCAGUGUUCUAGAGAUUGUUAAUAGGAAUAAUUAUGGUAAUGAUGAAUAUUCCAAAGAAUUUGGCAUGAAAGUCAUGAACCAACUUGCAUUGGUCGAUGCUCGUGUACUACCUGCCCCAAGGCUUAAAUAUCAUGAAUCUGGACGGGAAAAAGUAUGUAAUCCUUCAGUAGGACAAUGGAACAUGAUAAACAAGAGAAUGGUGAAUGGAGGAUCUAUCAACCAUUGGGCAUGUCUAACUUUCGCGUCUCGACUUCAUCCAAACGACAUCGGCAUGUUUUGCCGUGAUCUGGCUCACAUGUGCAAUAGCAUUGGCAUGGAAAUGAACAUGGAACCAUGCGUGAAUAUCACACAAGCGCGCCGUCAGGACACAGUGGAGUCUGCAAUCAGAAAUAUCCAUAGGCAUUCUGCAGAAGUGCUCACUAAGCAAGGUCUAGAAGGGAAGCAACUUGAAUUAUUGAUCAUCAUAUUACCUGAUAUUAGUGGUUCCUAUGGAAAGAUAAAACGGCUCUGUGAAACCGAGCUUGGAGUAAUAACUCAGUGCUGCUUACCCAAGAAUGUUCAGAAGGGUGGGAAACAAUACCUUGAAAAUCUUUCUCUGAAGAUCAAUGUUAAGGUCGGAGGUCGGAAUACAGUACUUGAAGAUGCUUUGUACAAGAGGAUACCCCUUCUGACAGAUGUGCCUACGAUAGUUUUCGGAGCUGAUGUUACCCACCCAGCUGCUGGAGAAGAUGCAUCUCCAUCUAUUGCAGCAGUUGUUGCAUCUAUGGAUUGGCCAGAAGUAACAAAAUACAAAUGCUUGGUCUCUUCACAAGGCCCUAGGGAAGAAAUAAUUGCCGACCUUUACACGGAAACAAUGGAUCCACAAAGGGGACGUGUUGGUGGUGGCAUGAUAAGGGAGUUGCUUCUCUCUUUCUACAGAGCAACUGGAUGCAAACCUCACAGGAUCAUAUUUUAUAUAGAUGGUGUUAGUGAGGGUCAGUUCAGCCAAGUGUUGCUUUAUGAAAUGGAUGCGAUUCGCAAGGCUUGUGCCACUUUACAGGCGGGUUACCUCCCACCAGUCUCAUUUGUUGUUGUGCAAAAGCGGCAUCACACUCGCCUAUUUCCUGAAAAUCAUCGUGCGCGGGAUCUGACGGAUAGAAGUGGGAAUAUCCUACCUGGUACUGUUGUCGACACAAAGAUCUGCCAUCCUACAGAGUUUGAUUUUUACCUCUGCAGCCAUGCUGGUAUUCGGGGAACAAGCCGCCCGACACACUAUCACGUUCUUCUCGACGAAAACCGUUUCAGUGCUGAUGCCCUGCAAACCUUGACCUACAAUCUCUGCUACACCUACGCCCGGUGCACGCGAUCGGUCUCUAUAGUUCCUCCGGCGUACUACGCGCACCUGGCGGCCUUCCGUGCGCGCUACUACAUGCAGGACGAGUUCUCCGACGGGGGCUCGUCGUCGGCCACGGCCAGGUUGGCGCCUACGAGGCAGCUCCCCAAGAUCAGGGACAGUGUCAAGGAGUUCAUGUUCUACUGCUGA
This is a messenger RNA of Triticum dicoccoides, 3135 nucleotides long. RefSeq names its product protein argonaute 12-like. The record is from RefSeq and is a predicted model, not a curated record. The transcript has 23 exons. Bases 1 to 3135 code for a protein of 1044 amino acids. Lineage: Eukaryota; Viridiplantae; Streptophyta; Magnoliopsida; Poales; Poaceae. Gene Ontology annotation, molecular function: protein binding; RNA binding.